AUGAAAUUUGCUUUAAGUUUAAUUUUCUUUUGUAUUUUCUCCACAAGCGUUGCAUUGGAAUUGGGACAUUUGUCCCGCAACAAUGCUGAGAUAGAAAAACGUAUUGCAGGUGGGGAUCUAGCACACGAAAAUCAGUUUCCAUAUCAGGCUGGAUUAAGUAUUGAACUCCAAAAUGGGUUUUACACUUGGUGUGGUGGUAGCAUUAUAGAUAAGAAUUGGUUAUUGACAGCUGCUCAUUGUGUUGAGAACGUUAUAUCAAUUACGGUUAAUCUUGGCUCAACCAAACGUUUGGAACCCAAACAUCAUCUAAAACUGACACCUGCUCAAGUUAUUUUACAUACUAACUGGAAUAACCGAACAUUGGAAAAUGAUAUAGCAUUACUGCGCCUACCAACGCCGCUUACAUUCAAUGAAUCUAUAUUUCCGAUCAAUUUGCCGCGUUUAGCUAAAACCUAUUCCACUUAUGCACACCAUGAAGGCACUGCCACAGGUUGGGGAAAAACUAAUGACGUUUCUCCUACGAUAUCUGAACACUUGCGCUAUGUCACAAGGUUUGUGGAAUCCAACGCUGAAUGCCAAUUCUUUUAUGGCGCAUCAGUACAUGACAGUAAUAUAUGUAUUGAUACUACUGGCGGACAAUCUACUUGCACUGGUGAUUCAGGUGGUCCAUUAGUAACACACGAUAGUACUCAUGGGCUUAUACUUAUCGGUUUAACAUCUUUUGGCAAGUCUUCCGGCUGUACCAAAGGUUAUCCCGCUGUCUUUACUCGCAUCACGUCGCACCUGGACUGGAUCCAGAAGAUAUCCGGUGUAGCUUAUUUUUAAAUAAAAUGCUUUGUGUCAGGCACACAAUAAUUAAAGUGAAAAGUGCAGGACACUACUAUAUUCAAAUCCAUUGACAACCUACUAAAGACUGCUUUUGUUUAUAAUGAAAUUAAAAUGUGGACAUUUAAAUGAGCAUGUGUAGAUCACUAUAGUUCAUU
Molecule: messenger RNA, 983 nt
Organism: Teleopsis dalmanni
Lineage: Eukaryota; Metazoa; Arthropoda; Insecta; Diptera; Diopsidae
Product: brachyurin
Exons: 3
Coding region: 1-825 (274 amino acids)
Biological process (GO): proteolysis
Molecular function (GO): serine-type endopeptidase activity
Source: RefSeq, a predicted model, not a curated record